Bubalus bubalis (water buffalo) is the source of this 898-nucleotide messenger RNA. RefSeq names its product 60S ribosomal protein L39. The coding region runs from base 16 to 225 and encodes 69 amino acids. Gene Ontology annotation, molecular function: structural constituent of ribosome. The transcript has 2 exons. Gene Ontology annotation, biological process: translation. Lineage: Eukaryota; Metazoa; Chordata; Mammalia; Artiodactyla; Bovidae. The record is from RefSeq and is a predicted model, not a curated record. Gene Ontology annotation, cellular component: ribosome; cytosolic large ribosomal subunit.
GUCAACUCUAGGAGGAUGGGUCUGGGCACAGCCACGAAGAAGCAGAUGGGAUUGAGUUCUCUUCUCACCAUGUCUUCUCACAAGACUUUCAGGAUCAAGCGAUUCCUGGCCAAGAAACAAAAGCAGAAUCGUCCCAUUCCUCAGUGGAUUCGAAUGAAAACUGGCAAUAAAAUCAGGUACAACUCCAAGAGAAGACAUUGGAGAAGAACCAAGCUGGGUCUAUAAGAAGCAAGCUGGGUCUAUAAGAAGUGGUCUUAACAUGUGUGGCACACAUGUUAAGACCACUUUUUUAAGCAGCCAAAUCACAAUGAGAACAUCACUACUGUAAUGCUUGGCUCCUGAUGCUAUUUCCUCACUAUCAGUCUGAGGCUCAGUAAUAAAUAUGAAACGUUGGAACUGUUAUUGUAUUAUAUGGUUUGUGAUGACGUACUGAAUAAAUACUCCCGUCAGUUAGGACAUGGGCCUGUCCAAUGAUAGAAAUGUUCUCUAGCUACCAAGUACUUAGAAGUACAGCUAGUAAAUUAGGAACUGGCUUUUUAAAAUUUUAUUGUCUUAUUGUUCCCUAUAACUAGCAGCUCUUACUCCUACUGUUAUAGGAAGUACACGUAUGUGUCAUCCUUGUACCUGAAGGCAGCACCUUUUUAAAAUAAACCGUGGGGGGAGGGAUGCUUGCCACAAGACAUGUAGGAUCUUAGUUCCCGAACCAGGGAUUGAACCCACUUGGCUGCCAGGAAAGUCCCAUAAAAAGCAUGUUUAUAUGCUAUUCUAUGAUGUGAACCAGGGUUUGGCAAACUGGUCUCCCGCCUGCUUUUGUAUGGUCUGUGAACUAAAGUUAUGCAUUUUUAAAUGGUUGAAAAAAUCAAAUGUUUUUGACAUUUAAUAAAUUCAAGUUUACCUA